UAUAAAAAAACAUCAUAAUUGACACAAAAAUGCAUCAAAAUAACUGUGUGUGACCUUCACAAUACGUUUCAUAUCAUAUUUCUGUAUGUUGAAGCAACAAACAAACACGUCACAUAUGUGACGUUUUGUUGUUUUUCCUGUCCGAAGAAAGAUACAUACAACACUCAAAGCGGAAGUUUAACAUAAAAUAUGUUAAAUUUUAAAAUAGAUGUUUUCGCUUUAGCAGCUUUAUUGUCAACCAAAUAUCGAAACAGUCUCCAGGACUGAUCAAUAAAAAGGUUUUCUGGGCCCUCGGCUGCUUUGACAUUUUUCCUGCCGUCUUCACCUGUUGUGUGCAAUUACGUUUUCUGAGGGGGGGGGAGACAACAAAGGAGAAGUGGAAAAAUUACCACUGGAACAAAAACAAGCUUCCCUUGUUCCUAAAAAUCACUUUUAGAAAGACUAUAAAAUGAAGGCGUGCAUGCACAGAUGCGACCAAUAGGCGGUACUGUGCCAUUCCUCGGGUCGCUCUCUCCAUCUCCAGCCCUGAGGACAUCACCGUCUCUCUGCGUGCCUUUCCUCCUAAUUGACCUAAAUCCAGUUUCUCUGCUGUCCCUGACGGCGGACUAUCACACAGCCUGCGAGAUAAGCUACGAGGAAACAACGCUGUGGAGCUUUUCGCUCUCUCUCUCUCUUCCUCUCUCUCUCUUGGAGUAAUACCUCUGCCUUUCUGUCCUCAGAUCAACCCCAACGCGAGUUUUGCGCCUGGACGGGACCUCUUGUAGUGCGUCGCGAUGAUUUACGUGGAGCAGAAAGAACUGACGCCUCUCCCAGGAAGGAUUUUAUAAUAUUCUCAUCCGCGGGAUUUUUAUUUUUAUUUUUUUAAGGUGCAAAAACCAGCUGGAUCCAUAAGCGCAAAAGUCGAAAUGUUAGACGAUAAGGCGCCGAGAUCCCAACUCGGUGCUCCGUCUUUUUACAUCGAGAAUCUGCUGCGGACAUCCGGCGCGGAUUCCUCGGCCGGAGAGAGAGUGGAGACCUCCGGGUUCAAAGUUUGGGGGGCUGCGCCCUUCCCGGUGGUCAGCAGGGUGCUGGAAACGGGACGGCCGCUUCAGAAAACCGCAGAUCUUUAUGGGUCCAGCGUCACAGAUAAAUGGGGGGUCCAUGCAAGACGGAGACGAGGGGAUUGCCAAGUUUUACCAGACUCAGCGGAGGAGAGCGACGAGUCAGAGGAGAAGAGAGACGAUAGUUUAACAAACGACCAAGAGGAAGAAACUGUGCAGUCUUCCUGCAUCCUCGGGGAGGAUAACUGUGAUACAGGUGAGGUCAAAAUGCUGCGGAAGAAGAAGACGCGCACCGUCUUCAGCCGUACCCAGGUCUUCCAGCUGGAGUCCACCUUCGACCUGAAGCGCUACCUGAGCAGCACCGAGCGAGCCGGGCUGGCCGCCUCGCUGCAGCUCACGGAGACUCAGGUCAAGAUCUGGUUUCAAAACCGCAGGAACAAGUGGAAACGCCAGAUCACCGCCGACAUAGAGAGCGGUGGAGCCGUCGUACCUUACGCCGCCCACAGGGUCGUCAGAGUCCCCGUGGUGUACCGAGAGAACAUUGGCACGCCUCUGACUCUGGGCGGCCUGUCUCAGGUGUCGCCGCCAGUUAUUGGGGUCUCGGAUCCCACCUGCCCACUGACCGGACACCUCACCCACCAAUUGAUGUUUAUGUCACCACCGAUGACAGGACUGGUAUGAUGUAAGGAGCUUUGGACGUAAAGAGACGCUAUUAGCAAUUCUAACACACUAAUUUAGAUGCUCUGAUUUUUAUUUUUUAACUAUUUCUCUUGGAAAAAGGCGAAGGGAGCCUGGUUCUCAGCCCAGGGCAGCAUUCCGUCAUGGGACGGCACCAGUGGUACAAAUAACAAUUCUGUCAUUUACACCUCAACUGAGUUUUCUGUUGGAUAUUUUUGUGUCCCGUUAAGGCUUACUCAGCGUUGAGAACCG
Messenger RNA from Poecilia reticulata (guppy), 1970 nucleotides. RefSeq lists its product as uncharacterized. NCBI's taxonomy places the organism in Eukaryota, Metazoa, Chordata, Actinopteri, Cyprinodontiformes, Poeciliidae. Gene Ontology annotation, molecular function: DNA-binding transcription factor activity, RNA polymerase II-specific; RNA polymerase II transcription regulatory region sequence-specific DNA binding. Gene Ontology annotation, biological process: regulation of transcription by RNA polymerase II; negative regulation of DNA-templated transcription. The record is from RefSeq and is a predicted model, not a curated record. Gene Ontology annotation, cellular component: nucleus.